UCCAAAAUCGCUGCAGAUCCGGAAGCUGCAUCGCCGGCUGCGCACAAAUAGUCACAAUGGGAAGCGCUGCUUAAUUUCUAUAGGAUCCGGCUUUUAUCUGAUCAUUAGACUCCAGGUCCGGAUCAAAUUACAGUUUAGCGUUAUAUCAGCGCCGAAUCAGUCUACUUUUAAUUUUAUUAUCGCCUUCGUGGUUGGCUCGGCUUACCCACUGAAAAGCGGCUCGCCCCCUCAAUGCUUAACAAAAUCAGCAUGCUGGAAGCUUUAGAUCCUGGAUUCCUGUUGAAACUUGUGAAUGUGUAUGGGGUCGUCUGUGAAUGUGUAUGGGGUCGUCUGUUCAAAGUUAGUGCAUCUGGAAGCUAAUUUUGGUCGCAGUCGUCGGGUGGCAAUAAUGUCGUCCUGGUCUCCUGCUGGCAAUUGAAGCACCAAAAUACUUUCGCUACGGCCGAAUAUUCCAUGCAGACCAUGAAACCGUUCCCCCAGCCAGGCAGGAAGCUCAGGCAGCAGCUAAGGAAAGCCAAACUGCAGCGUCUCCAAGAAGGAACGGUUCCCACCGUUCAAUCUGUAGCGCCUGCAACGGUGCAGCAGCUGCGCGGACUGCUAUUCCGUUCGGGCCCGGUAGUGCCGUGGACCUGUCGGGAAGAGUGGCUUGUAGUUUACGAGCAAGUAGCGCCCGUGCUCAGCCAGGCCGAUGAUCCGGCUGAGCUGGCCAAAUUCGAUCUGAAGGGAUUCAGUGCCAUCAUCAAAUCCUGCUGGAAGCCUUCUUGGCCGGAGAUGGACGACUGCAUGGAGUGCACAGUGGUGGUGUUGAAGGGCCUGCGCGCUUUGUACGCCGACGACGCGCUGGAGCAGAGGGAAAUGGAAGACGACGCGCGACUGACUGUUUCCAUGGCCGUCAUCCGUUUCGUCAAGUCCAUAACGGAGGACAUCCGGACGGCCGUCCGGCGCUCUUCCUCCAUCACGGCCAUCUGCCAGGAGCUGGGCGUGCCUGAGUGGCUGGUGCGCGUGCGUCACGAGGCCUCGCACGGUGAUCUGAAGGAGCACGACGAACUGCGCGAUGCCCUCGUCUUCGCCGCCAAAUGGCUCAAAGAGCACUACUGGGAUGUGGAGAAGCAGCGUAUUGACUCGGCUGGCUACAUGCAACGCCGCGCGGAGGAUGAGAUCGACGAGCCCACCGCGGAAGAAGUGCAGCACGUCGUGGAGCUCGAAGUGCUUGAUCUCCAACGUCACAUCAAUUUCGCUGUGGACCAUAACCGCGUAAAGGAGCUUCUGUCAGUCUGUGUGUCCAGUCGAUGGUUUUUACUUCGUUUCCCACAGAGAAUACACCGCGCGCUGCAGCGCGGUAUAGUACAAGCGGCCAAGACCGGACUGUACCGUUUCCUUACUAGAAUAAACCCCCUAACUAUAUCUCUGAUGCAAGACAUGGACUUCCUGCUGCAGCGGUAUCUGCCGGUUGUUGCGCGAGUGCUGGUGUCGGCUGUCCUGUGCCCCGAGCAGUCACCGUGGACGUUAAUGAAUGCCGAAACAGAGCUACCAUCACGAGAGGAAGUGAAGGGCUCCCUGCUGGUCCAUCAGGUUUUGAAACAUCCUGGUGGAACCCAGGCUCUGCUGCUGAGUCUGGCAGACGUCAUCCACGAUCCGUCGGAUCAGCGUGCCCGUCUGGUCGCCGCUUGGACCAAGUACGUGCUGAAGCAGACACCGCGAAACAGGAAGGGUUAUUUGCGGCUGUGGGAUCCCUUUGACUGGAACAGGAUUGUCCGAUCCUUUGUGGCCAGACCGUCGCCCUAUGCCGAAGAGAUUCUAAAAAUGCUGAGUCCGUGGGUGUCCAAGAAAAAGGAAGCCAAGUUUUUGACGGAAUGCCGACAGCUGACGACGGCUAUUGCCAGAGAUAUCCCAUCGGUGGCCACAGUAAAGCGAAAACGAACGCCCAGAACACUAGAAAUGCUCAAAAAGGAAAUGAAAGAAAAGCAUAGUAUGGAUAUGGAUAGAACUCACGGUUCUGUUCCCGGAUCAAGCUCGGCGGUAAUCCGCUGUUGGGAGAAAGCAACGGAUGUGGAUUGGACCGGCGUCCCCAUCGGUAUGCUGCCCUGGCAGAAUGGGUUUGGAGUGAAUCUCUAUCAAGAAUUGCUGAUUAAUGACUAUGGUACGGAGGUGAUGUCAGAAUAAUCCACGGUGCCGUCGUACCGAUUUGUGUUUUUUGUACAAUGAGAAUGUGAUGCAUCCGCCCGACAAUUUACUAAUUUUUAACUAUUACAAAUAAACGCGGAUAGAUGAAUUAUUUAUGGUUUCAUUUUUUCCGUAAAUACAGAGCGUAGCAAGAAAAGC
Paramacrobiotus metropolitanus is the source of this 2322-nucleotide messenger RNA. RefSeq lists its product as uncharacterized. The coding region runs from base 454 to 2163 and encodes 569 amino acids. Gene Ontology annotation, cellular component: preribosome, large subunit precursor; Las1 complex. Gene Ontology annotation, molecular function: endonuclease activity. The record is from RefSeq and is a predicted model, not a curated record. NCBI's taxonomy places the organism in Eukaryota, Metazoa, Tardigrada, Eutardigrada, Parachela, Macrobiotidae. The transcript is spliced from 11 exons. Gene Ontology annotation, biological process: maturation of 5.8S rRNA; maturation of LSU-rRNA.